This is a messenger RNA of Drosophila elegans, 1739 nucleotides long. Its product is annotated as prolyl 4-hydroxylase subunit alpha-1-like. Gene Ontology annotation, molecular function: L-ascorbic acid binding; protein binding; iron ion binding. Gene Ontology annotation, cellular component: endoplasmic reticulum. Gene Ontology annotation, biological process: peptidyl-proline hydroxylation to 4-hydroxy-L-proline. Bases 117 to 1649 code for a protein of 510 amino acids. The record is from RefSeq and is a predicted model, not a curated record. NCBI's taxonomy places the organism in Eukaryota, Metazoa, Arthropoda, Insecta, Diptera, Drosophilidae. The transcript has 7 exons.
UGGAUAAUUUUGGCUUGCUAAUCGUUAUCCUUUUAUCCUUGGGUUUCAGCCAAGCCCAAUUGGCCGAUAAAUACAAUUUCACAGUUCACAAGCGAUUUGCUAGAUCAGUGGUCAAUAUGGAUGAGCUGCUGCAACUGAACGAAGAACUGGCCCUUAACUUGGAAAAGUAUGCGUCUGAUUUGGCCACGAAAGCUUAUACCAUUAAUAAGGGUAUUAACCAGAUGAUGAAUAGGCACUUGCAUUUGGACCAAGGAAGAUCAGACAAAUUUUGGUCUAGCCCUUUAAAUAGUUACUCCCUCAUUCGUCAUAUGCAGUCGGACUGGAGUUUCUGGAGCAUCUACAUGGAAAAGCCAGUGGGCUUGGACAAAAUUACUUAUUUAGAGUCCAUGAAACCCUCUUUGCCUCAGAAAUGGGACUUUGAGGAUGCAGCUAAGGGCAUUAGAAGCAUGCAAGGAGUAUACGGGAUGUCAGCAAAGGACAUUGCAAAGGGUUUGCUAAAUGGAGUGCAGUAUAAGUGUGUGUUAAUACUUGUAAUAAGGGGACAACUUUUAACGAAUUUCAAUAUUAGUUCCUCCUUUACAGCUCGCGAAUGUCUGGAGUUGGGUCUUUAUCUAAUGAAUGACUUCCGAUGGUUGGAAUCUGAGGAGUGGAUUUAUGCAGGUCUUGCAGCUCUGGAUCGGGCAGAUACUCAAUCGGAGAUGCAUUUGUUAAGAGCACCAAAAAAAUCUUUGUUAUACAGGACUCUGGCGAGAAAUCAACUAAUGCAGAAUAAACUUCAAGAAGGCUUGUCAGCCUAUCAAGCUGCCCUAAAAGAGAGUCCUCACGAUGCGGAAUUUUUUGAAGAGUUUCAGUUCGCGGAAACAAGUGUUCUUACUAAACCAAAAAUACAUCUAAACUCUUCCAAACUUGAAGAGUCUAUCAAACAGGAUAACUUGUUGUACACCCGCUGCUGCAAUGGUCAUUGUCAAGUGGAUCGCAAACUUCGGCUCUACUGUGUUUAUAAUACCACUGCCUCUCCUUUCUAUCGCCUUGCUCCUUUGAAAGUGGAGAUCCUUUCAAAAGACCCCCAUAUAGUAAUUUUUCACGAUAUUGUCUCUGUCGAGGAACGUAAGCGUAUUCGAAAGGGAAGCAAAAGUUACCUAAUAGCGUCCAGCACCUUUAAUAUGACCACGGGUACAUAUCAUAUUGAAACUACGCGCACUUCAAAGUCGGUUUGGAUACAAUCGAAUUCAAACAACCUGAGCCAGAAGCUAACCGAUGUGAUGGAGGAGGCAACUGGUCUGGAUAUGAACUAUUCGGAGAUGUUCCAGGUGAUAAACUAUGGCGUUGGCGGGGUCUUUGAGGUCCAUUUUGACACGCUACUAAGGGACGAGGAUCGGUUUAAUGGAACCGAAGACAGGAUAGCCACCCUGCUUUAUUAUUUGAGUGAUGUCCCCCAAGGCGGUGCCACCGUGUUUCCAAGUCUCAACCUUACUGUAUUCCCACAGCCAGGAUCUGUUCUCUUCUGGUACAAUCUGGACAACAAGGGCAAUGAGGAUCUAAUGACGCAUCACCUCGGCUGUCCUCUUAUCGUUGGAUCGAAAUGGGUUAUGACCAAGUGGAUAAAUGAUCUAGGACAGGAGUUUAGAAGGCCUUGUGUUGAACUGUGAUUUAUUUAUUUAAUUGAUGAACUUCUGUAAACUUACUUGCUUAGCACAAUUAAUGGAUUGAGUAAGAUAAUCUCUGCCUUAAGGGGAGCA